Messenger RNA from Triticum urartu, 1771 nucleotides. RefSeq names its product F-box protein At5g03100-like. The record is from RefSeq and is a predicted model, not a curated record. NCBI's taxonomy places the organism in Eukaryota, Viridiplantae, Streptophyta, Magnoliopsida, Poales, Poaceae. Gene Ontology annotation, molecular function: protein binding.
AAUCUCAUCUCUCCUCCUCCUCUGGUUCCCCUUUUCUCCUCCCUAUUCUUCCUGAUCCCCUCUCAAAUCCUUUUGUUGAUCUGUGAGACUAGCCCAGGGCCUCACACUCCCACCACCUAGGAGGAGGAGCACGCAUGUCUUCUUGUGGCGGCUGGAGCUUCGGCGCAGGCCACACGUUCGACGGAAUGUCUGAGAAGCUCAACUACGAAGAAAACAUCCAAACGGAAGCGGCUGGUGGCGAGGACCGCAUCAGCGCCCUCCCGGACGAACUCCUCCAGUACGUGAUGUCGUUCCUGCUUUCCCGCGACGCCGUGCGGACAUGCGUGCUCGCUAGGCGCUGGCGCACGCUCUGGAAGUCCAUGCCCGCCCUACGCAUUGAUGACCCCGACAGCUACCACGCUGCUACGGGCUCCAGCACGUUUGUCGACGAGCUGCUUCGUCUCCGUGACCCAACGCCUCUGAAUGUAUGUGACAUCCGUUCUGGUUGUCAGGAGACUGCGAACACCAAUUGGGCCAAGGAGGCAUUCCGACACAUGGAACCAUGGCUCCUGUAUGCUUUAUCCUGUCAAGUUCCAGUGCUUCGGAUUUGUUUUCCCUGGCGGGUAAUCAACAUGACUCUUGUCUCAUCGCACUUGAAGAGGUUACAUCUUUACCGCAUGCGAUUUGAGGGAUGCUCUCUGGAUUUUUCGAGCUGUCAGGUGCUAGAGGUGUUAGAGAUGAAAGCUUGUCAUAUCCAUGUGAAUCUCUUGUCCCAGUCAUUACGAUUUCUUAAAAUUCACAACACGAGUUUUGGUUUUGAUCCCCGCACUCGUAUUUCUGCCCCAAAUCUCAUUGGCUUCAGACUAGCUCCAUUUUACGGUUUGGCUCCUUUGCUUGAUAGCAUGCCAUCACUGGUAGCAGCAUCUAUUACACUUGGAGAAAUGUGCGAGGAAAUGUGUUACUGUGGAAAUCUAUCAUGUGGGGGAUGCGAUGCUCAAGCCGGUAACAACGACUAUCCUGUGGCUCUCCAAGGUUUGUCAGGUGCUACGAAUUUGAAGUUGACAACAAUAUCUUAUCCGAUAAGGCUGUCUGUUUUGAGAAUGGAUUUGACAUGGCGCCCCAUGUUUAGGAAGCUAACAAAGUUGUUGCUCAAUGAGUGGUGUGUGGCUGAUGAUUUCACUGGAUUGAUUUACUUUCUCCAGCACUCACCCAUUCUAGAGACACUGAUACUUCAGCUUGAUUUGCAAACUUUUGAGGAUUAUCAUUUGAACGAAAUUGAUGGAAGUUGUAACUCAAGGGAACAAUCAUUGCUAUCACAACAUCUCAAGGUAGUCAAAAUUAUAUGUGGCACACGGGAAGAUGUGAUAGUUCACCGUAUUUCAAAGAUCCUAUGUGCCCAUGGAGUACCUUCUGAGCAAAUUGAGAUAGAAUAGACCUUCUGUUUGAUUGGUUCCAUUUCUAUUGGGUGGCGUUGUUUGGCUGGUCUACUUCGCCCUCCGUUCUUCGGUUUUCAUGGAUCUAGCUCCAUCAAGUUGCUGCUUUUCGUCUACUAGCUAAGUGUCUCAUUCCUAUGAACUCGCUCAUAUGUAAUUUGCUGGGUACUUUUUGCUCGGGUGCAGUAAGAACAUGUUGAAGUGUCGCCGUAGUCCUAGUGCACUUCUGCUCAUUUGCUGAACCGAGUGUGAGGCCUGAACCUAUUUGCCUGCUGAAGGCCUAUGUUUUGGUAAGAUGUUUCAGGGACCUGUCUAGUGUUGUUUCAGGAUUGUGCUAAUUAAUGUGUACGGUGUGAUUG